AUGAAAGUAUUAAAAUGUUCAGAUUUAAUGUGGCAAUACAUUCUUAAAUUUAAACAUGGAAUUGCAAAAUUAUCUCAAAGGUAUUAUUAUGCAUGGAGAAUAGUUAAAGCUCAUAAUGUUAUAGGAUCAAUUACAAUCGAUGAAUUUCUUAAAACUUUAAAACAUGAUACAUUAUCGAUUCCAACUGAUACUUUAAUUGAAUUAGAAUCAAUAAUGUAA
This is a messenger RNA of Insectozyma verbasci, 219 nucleotides long. The record is from the annotation of a GenBank genome assembly. Lineage: Eukaryota; Fungi; Ascomycota; Pichiomycetes; Serinales; Debaryomycetaceae.